Molecule: messenger RNA, 2376 nt
Organism: Laetiporus sulphureus 93-53
Lineage: Eukaryota; Fungi; Basidiomycota; Agaricomycetes; Polyporales; Laetiporaceae
Product: FAD/NAD(P)-binding domain-containing protein
Exons: 11
Coding region: 480-2033 (517 amino acids)
Molecular function (GO): oxidoreductase activity
Source: RefSeq, a predicted model, not a curated record
UCAAAGAAUCAGAGUGAGCGGAAGUUCGCUCUAAGCUAUCGGUUAUCUGAUCAAUUUUCUCCAGAUCUACGCCGGGAGCCACAGGCGGUUCGGGUCCCGAGAUGCAACAACCCCGUCCCUCAGGGGAAAUGCAGGUCCCUCUUGCAACGCAAUAAGAUGCCUGGUCGUCAUCUGGAUUCUGGAGGACCUACAACGUAGGCGGAUUUACUAUCAUAGGGCCAGUUGGCCGCGAGACGGAAGCGGCCGAUGUCACGAGACGUGCCCCAUCUUCUUCGAUAACUGAUGAUGUGUCAAGAGUGUGCCACAUCAAUUAUACAUUGAGCUCUUGCUCGGAUCCGCAAUUUUGAUGUGCGAGCAUACGACAUAAAUGAAACAGGUAUUGUGUCUAUUGCCCAUCGUCUCCCACCUCGUGUGGGUUGUAUCUUCCCGACUUUCCUCCUCCACUCCACGGCAUACAGGAGACGUUUCAAGGAUCGCUCAUGAAGAUCGCGGUAGUAGGGUCUGGCGUCUCUGGCCUUGCCGCGACUUGGCUACUUAACGAGUAUAGCAAUCAUGAAGUGCAUCUCUACGAGGCAGAAUCGCGCCCGGGCGGACAUGCGAAUACGAUAUCUUUCGUGCAAGAAGGGAAGGCGCCUAUCGAUGUUGAUACGGGAUUCAUCGUCUUCAACCCAAUAACUUACCCGAACUUCUUACGAUUCCUCAAUUUAUACCCUCACCUACGAGAGCGCAUCCUCAGGACAACCAUGUCCUUUUCCGUCUCGCGUAAUGCAGGGGCAUUUGAAUGGGCUGGAACCAGCCUCGACAGCGUCUUCUGCCAAAGGCAUCGUUUGCUGGAUCCGAGUAUGUGGCGCAUGCUGUACGAUAUUUUGCACUUCAACGCUUGUGCACCGCGGGCGCUGUGCAAAUCCAAACUUGAAAACCUUUCUAUCGGGGAGUAUUUGAAGACAGAAGGGUACUCGGAUUCUUUCAGAGACAAUUACUUGAUCCCAAUGACUGCAGCAAUAUGGAGUACACCGCCGGACAAAUGUUUCUUAGAUUUUCCUGCCCAGACGUUGGUGCAAUUCAUGCAUAAUCAUCAUCUAUUGCAAAUCAUCGGAAGACCAUCAUGGCUCACCCUUCACGGUGGCAGCCGCACAUAUGUCGACCAAAUUCUCUCGGCGCUGCCUGCGGAACAGCUGCACCUCUCUACCCCUGUCAUUGCCGUGAAUAGACGAGCUUCGGAUCUUCCUACGCAUAUCGAUGAUCCUGCCUGCGUCGAGUUAUUGACAGCGCAAGGCGAACGUAUCAACUAUGACCACGUCAUUCUUGCAUGUCACAGUGAUACUGCACUGUCCAUUCUCAAGGCAGGAGACAGCGCAAGCGCUGUCGAGGAGCACGUUUUGGGCGCUUUUGAGUGGAGCAAGAACAUCGCUGUGCUGCAUAGCGAUGAACGGCUUAUGCCACAGAACCGCAAGGCAUGGUCGUGCUGGAACUACCUCACCAGCUCCACCGGAACUCCGAACGGAACGCGGAAAGUCAACGGCGACCAGGUCUCUCUCACUUAUUGGAUGAACGAGUUGCAGCAUAUACUCGAGGACACGCAUGGAUUAAUCUUCGUCACGUUGAACCCGCCCUUCGAACCCGACCUCAAGCUGGUGAAAGGGAGGUUCCAAUACGAGCACCCGAUCCUCGGCUCUAAGGCUAUCGGCUCGCAAAAUGACAUGUCGGCCAUCCGAGACCACCAAGGAGUAUCCUUUGCGGGUGCUUGGCUCAAGUACGGGUUCCACGAGGAUGGCUUCACGUCAGGGCUCCGCGCAGCCUCUGCUCUCAUCAACGAACAAAGCAUUCAAGAGGGACAGAAAUGCAUGCCCUUUGAGAUCGUCGACGCAGAUCGCCGCCCAAACUUAGUAGAGAUGAGGUUAUUGCCUCUGAUUUUUGACGCCUUCGAGGGCAUGGGGCUGAGGAUGAUCCUCGGUGCCUUCUUGGGAGGAUGCUUGGCAAUCUUGCGAAUGUGCCUCGCGCGGACGGGACGGGGGUUAGUAUGCGAGUCUUGAAUAUGAUCGGUGUUAAAGCGGAACAGGUCGUCAAAUCCGCAGCAUGCCGGGAGCAUGAGAAUGCAAGCGAAACCUAAUGUCAUUGAAAAUACAAGGAUUGUAUGCGCAUACUGAUAUAUGGUGGAGAUGCGAGGACCGAUAGACAAUACAAUUGAUGCAUGAAGAGAUGAUAUAAGUAGACUGGGAUAUACAAUGAGGAAUAGUACGUGAGUAUGCAAUAGAGUGUUCAUCCGAACUCGCAUCCGGUACACAGCCGCGUCUAGGAUGAACUGACUGAUUCCGCAAAAUUCUAAUAUGAUGCGAAGAGUAAGAUACUGAGGUGGCUUGGACCACACAGCCAAGC